Camelina sativa (false flax) is the source of this 699-nucleotide messenger RNA. The record is from RefSeq and is a predicted model, not a curated record. Lineage: Eukaryota; Viridiplantae; Streptophyta; Magnoliopsida; Brassicales; Brassicaceae.
AUGUCAAGAAAACGAGAAGAUGAACCGUCGAUCGUUUCUAUAAGCUGCGAAAAAGUUUCUUCAUCAAAGGAAGAGAAUGAAGUGUCUUCUAAAGAACCAUCAGCAGUGAUGAAGCCUGCUCUGGCCGCCGCAACGGAGAAGCAAGUUUUCGUUUCUGAAUCGGGAUCGGAUUUGGAAAGUAAUUCCAAAUCGGGAUCCAAGAAGGUUGUGACGAAGCCUUCUGUCGCCGCCACAAAGGCGAAGGACGAGAGGUUUGAGACGAAGCCUUCUAACACUCCUACUGUCGCUGCCACAACGGAGAAGGAUUCCAAAAGUGAUUCCGAAUCUGAAUCCGAGAAGGUUGUGACUCUCGCUGCCACAACGGAAAAGGAUUCUGAUUCUGGCUCUCAAUCUGGAUCCGAAGAAGGUGCUUCCGAGUAUGAAUUCGUGAAGCUUGCGAGAACCAAGCGCCCUGUAAACGAAUCUUUUGUAAGAAAGCGCUCCCGCUCCAGUGAGUCAGACGAAGGAGGAGUGUCUUCUAAGAGGGUCAAGGUCAUGUCAGUGGAGAGGAAACCAUACUUCCAACGUCUAUGGACGGAAGAUGAUGAGAUGCUUGUUUUACAAGCUGUUAAGUCCAAUGGGAAGAAAUCCAAGAAUGGAAAGUCAACGGAUGUUGAGUCUUCUUCUCUUGUUGAAGCCUUAGUGGGUUUUGCAAACUAG